Molecule: messenger RNA, 887 nt
Organism: Bubalus bubalis (water buffalo)
Lineage: Eukaryota; Metazoa; Chordata; Mammalia; Artiodactyla; Bovidae
Product: enhancer of rudimentary homolog
Exons: 1
Coding region: 197-508 (103 amino acids)
Source: RefSeq, a predicted model, not a curated record
UCCACCUGAAACUAUCACAACGUUGUUAAUCAGCUACACCCCAAUACAAAAUAAAAAGUUUAAAAAGAAAUAAGGCGGUCCCUUCCAAUGUCUUUUAUCUGAUUUUGAGAACUCCGGAAGAUACAUAACAAAUUUAAAAAGUAGUCAUGGUGCGGCGGCGGAGUCGCCAUCGGCUGCAGCGGGAGACUUUGGCGCGAUGUCUCACACCGUCUUGCUGGUACAGCCUACCAAGAGGCCAGAAGGCAGAACUUACGCUGACUAUGAAUCUGUGAAUGAGUGUAUGGAAGGUGUUUGUAAAAUGUAUGAAGAACAUCUGAAGAGAAUGAAUCCCAACAGCCCCUCUAUCACAUAUAUCAGUCAGUUGUUUGAUUUUAUUGAUGACCUGGCAGACCUCAGCUGCCUUGCUUACCGAGCUGAUACCCAGACAUACCAGCCUUAUAACAAAGAUUGGAUUAAAGAGAAGAUCUAUGUGCUCCUUUGUCGACAGGCCCAACAGGCUGGGAAAUAGUUGAGUUUGCAAGCAUUAGGGGAACGGGGGUGGGCUUGAAACACAGGUGUGCGCAGUGUGCUGUAGUGGAAGUUUUAUAUUAUAGUUAUCCUGUUUCCAUUUUGGUAUACCCUAGCCAGAAUUGAAUGUAUUAGAUAAAUCUGAAAACCCCUUUGCCCCCCCCCCCUUUUUUUUACUUAAACAUUUUUAUGAUGAUUUAGAUGGAAGUUGGCUUUUGUCAGUUAACAUUGGUUCCAGUCCCUCAAACUGUUCAUACCUGCUUUAUAACAUCCACUGUACUAAUCCUCCUUCAAGUUGGGGUGGGGAGUGGAGGCGCAGUUUAGUUACGUCCUCAAGAUAAAGUCUUGGUGAAAAACAAAUAAAUGUUCUUUAGUUAAAA